Caenorhabditis auriculariae is the source of this 17997-nucleotide messenger RNA. The record is from the annotation of a GenBank genome assembly. Lineage: Eukaryota; Metazoa; Nematoda; Chromadorea; Rhabditida; Rhabditidae.
AUGACUGCACAAGAAGAAGAAAGGUUGAGAAGACGGGAAAGAAGAACCAAGAAGAUUUUGGAAAACGGCGAAAGUAGAAUUGAUCGAAUUCUAACAGAUGGAGGUUGUAUUCUAUCCAAUAGAACUAAUGUAUGUGGAAUUGUUUUAGAGCAGAAGAGACUUGCUCCGAUGAUGGAAGGCGGCGAAGGAUUCAAGCUCUUCCAAUCAGAAGGUACUAAAUCACUUUUUUUUUUGAAAUUUUGAAAUCCAUUAUUUCAGAACUAGACUUGGCGUCUGUUCAAAAGCAGCUCAAUUGCGAAAAAGUCCCUAGUGAAACGUUUACGCGAGAUGAAAGGAUUGGUUUUGUGUCGAAAAACAAGCUAUUUCUGUUUUUUGCCCUCGGUGAGCAAACUUGAAAUGUUUUCUUUGAUUCUCAUAUUUUCAGGAGCGUUAAUGCGUAUCAUCAUGUUUUUCACAGUUCCGUUUAACGUCAUUUUGCCUUGGCUGAUUUUUUUACUUUUUGCGUUUUUCGAGUCUUUCAACCUAAUGGUAAAUGUUUUUUUCUUUUGUUUUACUUUUGAAAGGUGAUAUUCUUUUUUUCUAGUAGAGUUUUUUUCGAAGCAAAACAGUCAACGAGUUCUGUUAUCGUGUUGGAUUUAUUUUUGAAGCGAAACUCAAAAUAGCCGUCAGAGAAUGAAGAAGAUCACUGAUUUUUUUGAGAAUCAGAGAUCAUUUUGAAUUUUUGCAGGAUUUAUUUUUAACACGAGAAAACCUUUUUUCUUCUUUUAUCUAUGAAUAAAAAUUUUUCAGGGACAGUGGAGUUCUCUGCGUAGCCUUUUCACCAAUGAAUGGAUGACACAGUCGGCUAUAAAGACUAUAGGUCGUAGUAUCUUUUUUUGUACUCGAAAAAAUCCAGUGCUUUCAGUUGGACUGGGAACGGGGAUUCUACAGUUUUUGCGCGACACAACGACUUUUGUUGCAACUUUUAUUAUAACCCACGCUGUUGUUGAGGUUUAUUCCAUAUUUGUUUUAUAAAAAAUUUGAAUCGAUCAUACAAAAAUCUUCGAUUAAAUUAAAAUGUGCAAGUACCCGGUUAAUCCGAAACUUUCAAUGCUUAGGAGUAUCCUUUUGGUUACCGCUAUUAUCUCAUGAACUUGACCGGCCAGUUUUGCAAUAACUUAGUAUCACAAGCAGAACUCUUGUGCCAGACUAGAAUUGUGAGCUAAAAUAAAUACCAAAAAUCGAAAACAUGAAAAAUUUUCUGCAGGCGGGGCUUCGGAAAAAAUCUUAAAUUUAAUUCAAAAAAUUUUCACAGAAAAAUUAUUUUUACUUGUUGAAUCGAAAUUUCUUGAAACUUUGCACACAUUUUUGAAUGACUUCGCAAUAACUUAUUUUUACAAGCGAAAUUCAUUUGCCCAAGCUAUAAUUGUGAGCAAAAAACAGAAAUUCGAAAAAAUGAACUUUUUUUUUUUGAGAUUUGAAAAAUCAUGUUUCCCAAGUUACUCUGAGUUUCAACCUUAAACUUUUUUACUUUGUGAACCAAGGCUUUGGCUUUCCAAAAAUUUAAUCAGCCUUCUACUACUCCGAUAUUAAGAGCGCAGUAGCUUUUUAUUUGAAGGGCCCUAGCUUUUCGAGGCAUCAUUAUUCAAAUGGACUAUACGUGGUCGAUUUUGUUUAAGGGCUCUGCUUUUUAUGUUUAAAAGCUUCAAAACAUCCUUAAAAAUAGUUAAACAUGGUUUUCUUUAGCCUUCUCACGUUUUCCGCUCUCUAGAACCCACCAACUUCACUAGGACCGAUUUUGGACCUCUGAUUUGAAUAGUUUUUCCUGGAUUUUCAGAGGUUUAAAACUUUUUUUUAUCUGAACAAUCGAAAACUUUGAGAAAUUCGUCAUAACUCACUAUAUCUUUUGGAUGACUCAGCGAAACACGAUCAAUCCUUUUUUAUUUUGAUUCAUCAACGUUCACAAAGAGUUUCAAACACUGAACAGAGAAAUUGAGAAUCUGUUGAUUUUGGAAAACGAGCAGAAACUCUUCGAAUCAGAGGUUCGAUAUCAGACCUAGUAAAGUUGGCGGGUUUCGGAGACCGGGGAAAUUAAGAAAGCUGAAGAAAACAGAGUUACAUUAUUGUUAAGGUCGUGUUAAACCUUUUGAAAAAGUAAAGUAGAAACGCAAUUUACAGCCUCGCAGACCCUGUUUUAGUUCAGCGUAUCUAUGCAAACGCCAAAUACUUCAUAUAGGCUCUGUGGAUCACCCGAAUCGUUAAAAAACCGAUGGAUCGGCAGUAGAGCACCCUAGAGCACCCCUCUCGCAAAAUAAUUUAAAACGUAUUAGCCCAACGAGUGCUACCAGCAUAGAGUAAGUACGAAUGAGUACGGGUCGAGAUGAAUUUUGGCUCAUUUUGUUUCCUUUUCGGUAACCAAAAAUGCGCUGUUUCAGUAUUUCAUUUUCAGACUCCCAUCUAUCGGGAGAUUUCGCUCCUAUCGAAAAUUGCGGAUUUUAUUUUGUGUUUCAAGUUUGAGUUGGCGUUAACGCUAACACUCUACAGAAACCAACAAAUUGUGCAAAAGUGAGUGACUCAGCGGCUAGCGCGACGCUCUCUCUCUUUCUGCAAUGUAAUGUUGUCCACAAUUUCGAGCCUCCGAUUGGCUGCAUAGUUUUUGAGCCGCACUAGCCUUUCAGCCCCAUGUAUCAUCGAGUUUAUCGAGGUUUUUGCGGCGCCAAACUCGCGUGCCUGCUCGGCAGGGGCAACUGAGCCAACAGAGAGAGCGAGAGAGGCGUCUUGUAAGAUAAGUAGCCUGACCUCGGACCGGCGACCUCUGCCGCGUACUUGCUCUGUCGUCGGUCCUCUGACUAGGUGUGAAGCCAAUCCCGCCUGAACUUGUCUUCUCUCAUUUUCCAAGGAACCACCAGAUCAGCCUUUUUGAUAACCGCGAAACGGUUUUUUCAAAGUUUUAAAUGACCCGUUUUUCCUUCCAACAUAAAAAGUAACACGAUCGUUCGCCAAAUAUAAAGAAGUUUGAACACUAUUUUGAUUUUUAUGAUGGUACAAAAUGGGGUGCAAGUGAAUCUUUGAUAGUCAUUGCUGAAAUGAUCUAGAAUAAUUUCGAAAAUGAGAUCACUUCUAAUUUUAGUAAUAGAGAUAGAUCAAUAGGUUUUUAACGGUUAAAAGAUCAGAAAGGUCACAAAAAGUACUGCCGGCGCAGUUGGGAAGUAAUGCGCGGAGAUUCUUUUGCUUUGUUUGUUUUUUGGUAAUUUUUACUUCAUAACCUUGUUCUUUUCCAAAUCUGUAUGAUCCAGUUUUGCUGGAGAAAAUUCUCUAAUUUUGACGAUGUAAAAAAAGGGUAAAUUUUGACGGGCGUUGAUAGUCGGCGAUUCAUCCUUGAACCUCGUAAUCUGAAAGAAAAGACCCGAAUUUUUGGUUAGUUUGUAUGGUUUAAUUGGGAUAUUGGUCUCUUUUUUCUUACAUGCCGUGGGCGCCGUCCUUGAAUGAUUAUGUGUGCACUCAUAAUCUGUAUGGCGCGCGACAAAGAGGUCGAGCUAUCGCGGGUUGCGCGUAAAUAUGGUGAAGAACGUUGGCCGCCCGCGUGCUGGUCUCUCUCAUGUUUUCUUAUGUCUUCACUUCUUGGUAAUGUCACCGUUCUUUUGCAAAUCUCCAAUUUGUUGCCUUUCUUGAUUGAAAAGUUUUCUCUGUUUUCCCAUAGUUUCGCUUUUCAAAAAGACUUCAACCCGAAGUUGGGUGAUAAAAAUUUUUGUAAUUUUAUCUCUUUGAAUGAGUAAGAAAAAUUCUCACUUUUUUAUUCUGAUGACUCAGAAAAACAAAAAGACGGGUUUUUGUCAAUUAUUUCCUAUUUUCAUUCUCGGCAGCUUUACAUUAUCUUUCAAACUACAAUGUUUUUUAAAAUUCGUAUUGAAUUUUUUUAUUGGGCUUCUUCCAUUGGGGUAGAGAUUUCCUAAGUGUCAAAAAAAAUGUUUUUAAUAAAUUUCUAAACGAAAAUUGCUUAUAACUGGCAGGUCUUCAACGACCUCUUUAAAAUUUUCAUUCUUUCCCUUCCUAGAUAUUUUUUUCAGGAAGAUGCUAUCAUGUCAAAGUAAAAAUGUUGAUCAUUAUUUUCCUCUCUUGAAAAUGUUAUGUGCCAGGCAUCAUCCUUACUGUACUUCUUUUUGUCCAUCAGCCGUGUCUUCAUCGGCGUCCUGACCCCUCUUUCUUUUGAUCCGCGAAGCCGUAACGUAAUGGUACCACAUGUGCACGUGCGAUGCAGCUGUAAAUCUAAACUUUUUUUUAUGUCUGCUCUGCGGGGUCGCCAGUUACGCCGGUUUUCCACAUUUCUUGACGCGAACGCAAUUUUCGCAGUCUCGUUUGAUAUCGCGUUAUGAAACUGUUUAUUCUGCAAUAAAUUUUUCAUUCACGCUUUGAAAUCUGUUUUUGUUUCGGUUUGAAAGGGAAAUCUUAGAAAAAGAAACCGAUUUUUUGCUCGCAUUCGAAAUGGAUUAACCAUCGAAAAAGCUUUGCCAUCAAUCGAAAGAGACUCUCGGCGUACAUUUAUCUUUCGGAAAUCGACAUUUGUCUCUUCGUCGUCCAUUUAGAUUUCUUCUUUGAACCACUCAUUUCUAUUUCUGUUCCUCUUUCCUGGUACCCAAUUUUUCGAAUAGUUUUACCAUUGAGCAUGUUUCCUAAUGGAAAUUAGUCAAAUUUAUUAUAAGAUCUGAAAAAUCUUCGCGUCAGUAAAGAUUUAUACCGUGCUUGCUAUUUCGUCUUUUUCUCGCAAACUUCAGCAUGGAAGUUCCCACACAAUAUCACGUACUAUGUUCAAGCUGGCCGCAGGCAGUAUAGCCAGAAUUACUUGCUUCGUCAACGUUUCUCUGAGACCUCGUCGAUUCCUUGCUACCAUAUCACUCUUUUUAAAACUGUAUUCUGCUGUAUUUCGACUUUUUCAAAGAGAAGUAUCAAAUUAAAACUUUUCCGGAGGGCGGUGUAGCGCUUGCGAGAUCGUAGCGGUAAGCCUGCGGUAUUGCUUGGGGAUCCCCCGCGGCAUAGCGUCACUCUCCAUGUGAAAUAGUACAUAGUAUUGGGUAGAAAUUUACAACAUGAUUUUUCACAAAAGAGCCGAAAUAGCUAUACAGUAACCUUCACAGUCAGCGGUGUAUCGAUCGAUACUCCUGUUUCGUGAUUGUCCGGCAUCCGCUUGGCGGUCUUUUCGUCUUCCGUCACUCUGGAAUUUUUUCAGCAAAAGAUAUGCGGGCAGUGCUAGCGCUGCUUCUUGGGUGUGCCUGCCUGAACUUCAGCUCAGGGCAGCCUCCUCCACCUGCGCCAUACCAAACGGAAGACCGGUGUCAAGACCGAUCCUGCUAUCCAAUCACCGGAAAUCUGCUCAUCGGCCGAAAGGAUCGACUGAAAUCUUCUUCUACCUGUGGAUCAAGAAGUCGAGAAAGGUGCUGCUCAUUAUUCGAGGCGAUGAUUCGUAAAACCAGUCUUUCACAGAUUCUGCAUAGUUUCUCAUCUGGAGGAACAGACCAAAUGCUUCUAUUGCGAUUCUAGAACCGAAUGGCGGCCGCAGCGAGAGCCAUACAGACUCAGUCAUAGGUUUUGAUUUCGUUUCAUCAACUCAUUUCAUUCUGUUUCACGUUUUCAGAAUCGAAAACGUGGUCUCUGAAGUUUUCGAGGAUAAGAACCGUAAUUGGUGGCAGUCGGAAAACGGCGUCCAGAAUGUUACGAUCCAGCUCGACCUUGAGGCUGAAUUUCACUUCACGCAUUUGAUUAUGACUUUCAAAUCCUUCCGUCCCGCCGCAAUGAUUAUUGAGCGUUCGGCUGAUUUCGGAAAGACUUGGUAAGCGGCAAAGUUUUCUUAAUUUGAAGUGAGUUUCCUACUGCGCUUAAUUUUUUUUUUGUCAAAUUCUGCAUACUUUAGACUCGCGUCUCUUAAGAGCGCUAUGAAAAUCAAAGCGCGUGAGCUCGCAGGGAGUAGAUAUCAAGCAUGCUAGCAAGAAAAUUAGAUUAAAAAAUGAUUCAAGUUUUUUUUUCUUUUUGUUUAAUGCACAAGAAGACGAUGCGCAAAAAGAAAAAAAAAAUCAGAAGUUUCCUGUCUUCAAAAAAAUACGACGCAGUGUAAACCUGACGGUAGACCCGCGCCGAAAAGCUUUCAACGGUGCUGAACAGGGGAGACCCACUUGAAACCGUUUUUGAUAAAAACAAUUUUAAACUUCAUUUAUCGCGCAUGAAUGAAAAUGAGAUAGCUGCAUGAUCAGGCGAAUCCUGGGUAGGUGUUGGGAAUGUAACCAGCUGGAGUUUGGAAAGGGAAUGGAAACUAGACUACCUUGGCAAGGUGUGCAAAAGGUAGUUGAAAGGUCUUUGGAAGGUGAAAAAUUGAGAACGCCUACCGGAAGCCUUCCAGCAGACUUCUGGAAGGUAAGUAGAUGUGUUGGAAAAGUAUGUGGAAGGCGUUUGACCACUUGCUGGAAAACUUCCAAACCCUUUCUGAGGGACCGAAAAAGCUUCCCAACUUCUUCUGAAUGAAAGCUAACGACGAAAAAAGCUUAGAAAAUUCGUUUAUCUUUUUUUUAUUUCUCAAUCAAAAUUUGUUUUUGUCUUACCUUUAGUCAUAUGUAGAUGUAAUCAACUAAGCGCUGAUCAAGAACUUUUGAAUCUAUAACGAACGACCGCCUUUGGCGAACUAGAAGUCAAACGUAUAGUUGAUCAAGUUGAAUGCAUGGUCUUACGGUCCUUCGCCUUUUUCUUGCGCGCUUAAGGCACCCAGUUGCGCCGUGCGGUGCUCAGAAUUUAGAGGAUAUUGUGCCGGAUUCCAGAUUCCGCGCUCGAAAGGGGAGCCUUGAAAUAAGAGCAGCCACUUCGAGUUAAGAGUUCACAAAGAAUUCUUUUUUUUUUCUUCUUGUAUAGUUGUUCUCCAUUGAAGGGAAGUGUACCGAUACUUUGCCUACGACUGCGACAGCACAUUCCCAGGCAUUCCUGAAGGCCCACCCAAGAAGCAUACCGACGUGAUUUGCACGAGCCAGUACUCUGAUGUCGCGCCGUCGACUGGAGGGGAAGUCAGUUUAGCGAAAAUAAAUCCCCGAUGCUCAUGUUUCGGCUUUUUCAGAUUGUCUACAAAGUCAUCUCACCACAUAUUGCUACAGAGAACCCGUACGCCGACGAGAUCGCCAACCUGCUGAAGAUUACCAACUUGCGAUUUAACUUCACCAAACUUCAUACUCUCGGAGACGAUCUUUUGGACUAUAGGUUUAUAUUAUUUCAGACAAAUUGAAAAUUUAGAUUAAUAAUUUUUUUGGACGUGUUUAUGCGAUCAGUUGUCUCUUUAACUUCCCUAGAACCUGAAAUGAAAGGGGAAUAUGCGAAAUCUUGUGAUUGCUCAAUAAAAUAAAGUCAAUGUCUGAGCUUUUCUUUGAAUCGUGUCCAUUUAGAAUAUGUUACGAAUGCAUGAUUAUAAUUUAUCAAUAAAAAAAGACUUUUCACAGCUUCAUAUAUCUGAAUAUUCACCGUUCUUACUAUUCAGUCGAUGAAACAUUGAAAAGAAGAGAUUUUCAUGAGAUUAGUCCAGUAUAGAGAAACUUUUGAUGGGUCCCUAUAGGGGUUCCAUAAAGGCCCUGUAAGUAGGGGGUCUUAAAUUGUCCCCUAGAAGGGUUCUCGAAACAACAAAACCCUACAGGUCCCCUCAGAAAUUCUUCAGUUUUCGACCAAUUUCGAUAAUAAAGGAAAGAACAUUUUUUCAGACCAGAAAUCGAUGAGAAGUACUACUACGCGAUCUACGAGAUUGUCGUGCGGGGCUCUUGCUCUUGCUACGGCCACGCCUCCAGAUGUAUACCUAUCGACCCUAGCAGUCCGAAUGCCGUCAUGGACCGCGCAGACAUUGUUUGUAGCUUAUUUCUAAUGCGCUCAUUUAUAAAUAUGUAUGGUGAACUAAAGCAGGCGUUUUGAAAAGCGGUAAACCGGAGAAAUUCAGUUUUUAAGCUUUUUCCGUCACUUUUCAAGCGGCUUUUCUCUUCUAUGGCGCUUAGCAGACAAUUUUACCUUUUUCGAGUUCUCAUCAUUAGGGAAAAGGUCUGUUCACGUUCUGAAUUUAAGUUAGCUCACGCCCGAUGCCUAAAAUAUCUUUCGAGUCCAUUUUUUUUUUCUCAUCGAGCCUGAAGAUGAUUCUUUAGUUGCGCUGCCAUUUUUUUUCCUGCUCUGAGGCCAACAAAGUUAGAAAAAAUUAGCAUUAUUGAAAAAUCAUUGCGAUAAAAAUUCGACACUAAAAUAUACUGUACUGCGCCCGUGGGGGCGAAGUUAGCUGUUUGAAGUUCUAAAUCUGAACAGGUCCUACCUACCACAAAAGUUUGGACCAGAUUUUACCCUUUUAACCCCCUUUUAAAGACUUCCCUUGUAAGUUCAGCACGCUUAAAUUAGUUUAGAGAGCGCGGUAAACGUGUACCCGACUUGUACUCUCCUGCGUCUGCCAAUAUGCCAAUUGAACAUCCAAAAACGAAUUUGUUCUCUCCGAGUUUAUCAUGCUCUCUAAACUGAAAUGUAUGAUUUUCUCGAAGGAGAUUUUUCAUACCAUCUCGAAUUGGGACACGGCGACAACUUUUCUGAUACUGACUUCGUGUCUCAGGUUCAUGGGCGUUGCGAGUGCAUGCACAACACGGAAGGUCUGAACUGCGAGAAGUGCCGCGCCUUCUUCAACGAUUUGCCUUGGAGGCCAGCGAUCGGCGACGACAAGAACGAGUGUCGUCAAUGCAACUGCAAUCGGCACGCUCUGCGCUGCCACUUCGACCGUGCCGUUUACGAAUCGAGUGGUGAGGAUUGAUGCGAAGGCUCAGCAAAAUUAAGGAAAAUAAUUUUGGGAGCGUGAAAUUCCAGUUAGAUUUUCCAACAGGAAUCUCAAUGAAAUCAGCUCAGAAGUAUUAAAAAAAAGUGCUUCAAAACAGAUUUUCCGUUUUCCAUUAUCUUUUUUUUUUGACUUUUUCUUUGAAUUGCAUCACAGACAUAGUCGUUUUUGGGGCUUUCAAACUUGCCAGAGAUUAGGUUAAAGUUUUGCCAAAAAAUUAGCUUUCAAGUUGCAACUUGAGAACUCCAGUGUGGUCCCUCUAGGGACAACCUUAAGUACCCUUGGAAGGUCACCUCACUAACUCCUAUUGGUGCCACUGAAGCUUGCAAAAGUGGUCUCUAUAGGGGUUUUAGUUAGUAGCCUCUAUAGGUGACAUGUUAGUGGAUAAUUUUUAUGAAUCUAGGGGCGAAGAAGCAUAUCCAUGCGAAAAGUAAAUGAAUAAGCGUUUUUUUUUUAAAUCAAGUUGAAAGACCCCUAUAAGGGCCACUUAAGCUUUAAGGGCUAAGGGGUCAGACCCUGAACCUCUAUAGAACCAAUUUUUGGGCCCCUAUAGGGAACACUCUGUAAUCCCUGAGAAUAACGAGGGAACAGGUAGAAAAUUCUGAAAAAUUUUCUCCUACGUUUCCGGUCUCAUUUUCAUUUUUCUUCCUAAGUUUUUUUUGCAUGAGUUAUUUUUUACAUUUUUGUGAGAAAUUUUUCGUUCCCAAUUUAUAAUUCUAAGGUUUCGUAUCGGGUGGUGUCUGCGACGACUGCAUGCACAACACCCAAGGAAAGAACUGCGAGCAGUGCAAGCCUUUCUUCUACCGCGAUCCACGGCGUUCCAUCGACGACCCACACGUUUGCCUGCCGUGUGACUGCGACAAGGCUGGCGCUCAGAACAAGGUCUUUUGAUUCUAGAAUCGUUCAGAAUACACUCUAAAUUUUCUAGGGAAUUUGUGAAGGAGAAGAAGAUGCGGAGCGGGGUCUGGUAGCCGGCAAAUGCUACUGUAAGACCAAUGUUGAUGGCCAGAGGUGCUCUUGUUGACCUGCCCUAUCGAAAAAACACAUUUCACCAACUUCAGAUGUGAUCGAUGCAAGAACGGCUAUUGGAACUUGACGGAAACGAACGCGGACGGCUGCAUCGCAUGCACUUGCCAUCUCCUCGGCACCUACAACAACGAAGGCUGCGAUAAGUACACGGGCGCCUGCACUUGUAAGCGACUCGUCACCGGCGAGAACUGCGACCGUUGCUUGGUUCGUGUUUUCAGUGCAAACUCGUAGGUAAAAAAAAAGAGACUAAAUUUGAGAAGUCUACAUGGGAUUACGAUUGAAAAGUGACUCUUCCAUGUGUAAAUAAGAAAAUACCGCCGUGGAACUAAAAAGGCUUGAAAAAAAAUUUAAGAGGCGUGGCCUGUCUUCACCAACCAGAUUUUUCUCUUUUCUUAUCGUUUUUUAAACGGCUCAAGCCAGCCGUGAAUAGGCUGAAAAUGCUUUCGAUAAUGGCAAAAGCGAGCCGGAAUGAAGAAAAAGAAACAAUGCGAAAAUAGCUUAUUAUGGGCCUCGAUGUCACUUUACGAGCGAUCAAGCUGUGCGCUACAGUGCAAUAUUGCGUCGCCCUUUUUUUCCUAACGAAAUCGAAUAAAUUGAUCUUUUGUGGCGUGCUCAAAAAGAUCCCGCGAAAAUGUAAGUAGCCGUCAGCGUUUGGAAAAGAUAACUAAAUUUAGGAUAGUCAGAGAUAAUUUUUCAUUCCGCAGAAAAUUUCAUCCAAUCAGUCAACAUGUGAGAGAACAAAAAAAAAGAAAAAGUUGGUUUUGGAAUGAUAGCCUUGGUUUACAGGAUGAGCACUACGGUAUGUCUGAAGAGGCGGAUGGCUGUAAAGCCUGCGAUUGCGACAUCGGUGGAUCAUUCGACAACAAGUGCGACGUGACGACUGGCCAGUGCAAGUGCCGCGAAGGCUUCAGCGGCAGGAGGUGAAUCCGUAACACCGCCUUCGAAUCCUCGAAAUGUUUGCAGAUGUGACUCUGCUGACUCGAGCUUCUAUUGCGCCGAAAUCACACAUUACCUCUAUGAAGCCGAAAACGCCAACUUGACUCAUGUUAGCGCGCCUUCAAAGUUGCGAACUAUGAGAAUUUUCAGGCUGAAGCAAAAGUGCGAAAGUGGCCAACCAACACUCGUGAUCAGACUUGGACGGGCCCUGGGUUCACCCAAGUCACUGAAGGCAGCACUUUAGUGUUCUAUCCCAAAGUUGAAGUCAGCCAGAAGUACAACGUCAUUGUGCGCUACGAUGCGACGCGGGUGAAUUUGAAAAAAAAUUUCGUAGAGAAAAAAUUGCGAAUGAAAUGAAGAAGUAUUUUAAAAUCGAAAAAAAAGUGUUAGUACUAUUUUUCCCUCGAUUUUUAUCCAAUAUCGGCAGAAGAGUUUGGCUAUAAAAAAAAAGUUCAAUAGUCACUUGAAAACAAAAAGAGAUCAUAUAGCGCCAGCUUUUCACGUUUUUCAGCCAACAACAAGAUCAAAUUUAACCCCACUUCGCUUCAUGACUUUUGUCUUUGUCGUAUUUUUUUUUCUGAAGUUCUUUUAAAAACGCGACCAUCUUGCGCGGCAUGCACUAUUUUCAACAUUUUUGCCCUUGUUAUCUUUUUUCGAGCACACGUUCCAGCACUAUUGGUCUGUAAUAUUUUGCUUUUGUUCAGGACCCUGUUGGCUGGGAAAACGUCGAGGUAUCGAUUGUCAGGCCAGAAGAUUCGAGUGGUAUUUGCGCUGGCGCUCCUCCGUCAGAUGAUUUCCUCAUUACUCGAUUUUAUCCGGGUUUGUACCGUUUUUACAACAAAUUUCACGUUUUUGUCUGGCAUUAUUCAUCGAAUUUCUUUUCGCUUUUUUUUCCUACUCGCCGUCAAGAUUUUUGCCUUUUUUCUCCAUAUCACCCUAUAUAUGAAAAAAACGCGAGAUCAUAAAAAAAACUUGAAAAUUUUUCUUCGAAAGUUAUUUUGAACGCCGUAUAAACACUGGGCAUGCAUUCUCAAAUGAUAUACAUCAGUUAAAAACUUUUGAGAACGCAAAAUAUUUUAGGAUCGCGUUACGUUGAAAUCCAGCCCGCCAUAUGCUUGGAAGCGGGUGUCGACUACGAAAUUCGGCUUGUUUUCAAGGAAAAGAGGACGAACGCGCAUCCACACGAGAGAGCGUAAGGAGUCUCUUUCAAAGAUAAUUUCUAAAAUGAUUCUACAGAACCGCUUCCCUACAAAUCGACUCAAUCAUUCUGGCGCCUCCAACUGAAGAACUCCACAUUUUCCAAGGAUCCGAAAGAGCUCAACAGCACUUGGCCGAGUACAAUCGCUAUCAGUGCCGUCAUCUUGCACUUUCUCUUGCUCCAAAAGAACAGAUCAAUGAAGUAAAAUCUUCUACGGUUCAAAAUGUAAAAAAAGAAAUAAAUUCAGGACUAUCAAUUUAUAGGUAGUGUUUAAAAACAAUACCUUGAAUGAACGAUAUCAUAGUUUUUUUUUGCCAUAUUCAUCUCGUUCAUUUGAAAAAAUUUUAAGAACGCUCAAAUUUUAAUCCUGAAGGUCGCGCAAAAUUGAGUUGCUUUCAAGUUUCAUCCUAGAAAAUUGGAUACUGCGAACCUAAGUAAUUCAAAGUUUUUAAGAAAUUUGGAGCUUCUAAUUUUUGGUGCAUCAAGGCGUUAGUUUAGAAGUUUUUUGGUAAUUAAAUAGAAAUAUACUCCUACGUUAAUAUUCUUAACCUUUAAAGAUAAGUUCUAAACAAGUUGCAGAGGGAAAAAAUUUAAAAUUUUCCUGGCCCGGAAUAAAUGCGCAAUACUGACCGGAGCACAAGUUCACUUGAUUUUUAUACCAUCACUCACAGAUCAUUUUUUUUUAUCUCAGUGUGCAAAUGCACAUUGUAGUCUAGUGACGAUUGGUUUCAGGUUUGCCAACGAUACAUCUGCCCGGUGGCGGCUGCACUUCUCAAUAAGACGAGCGACUGCAACUGCGACGCGACAGGGUCGGUCUCGGGCAUCUGCGAUGUUCGCGGAGGACAGUGCGAGUGCAAGCCGAACGUGUUCGGCAGACGUUGCGACCAAUGCGCCGUCGGCACUUACGGCUUCGGACCCAGCGGCUGCAGCAAAUGCGACUGCGACGCCGUCGGCUCUCUCGGCAACGAAUGCGACAAACAAAGUGGACAGUGUGUCUGUCGGGAGAAGGUUUGCCUUGUAGGGAUAUAUCUUCCAAAAGCGAAACCAGCAAAAAAGUUGCAAAAGCAAUGUCCUACACGAAAUUUUUAUUCAAAUCGUUUAGAGAAGCGCGCGUUGCUUUUUGCAAUUGCGGCACGGUUUAUUGCAAUAGGGGCGCGGGAAUGAAGCCGAAAUUUGAUUAUAUGUUAAUUUAAAAUUAAGUAAUUCUUUUUCAAGUGCCCGCAACUUUUUAAAAAAUAAGUAUGUAUUUCUCAGUAAAAAUGAACCAUUUACUCUCAAAGUUGCAAGUUUGACAAGUCGAAUUUAAAUGAUUUAGGGUUGAAACAAUGGGAACUAUCUUUUUUUGGCGGACUAAACGCGAUUUGUCCCAAUGAGACCUUAAUAAUUGCAGGGUAUCUACGGACGCCAGUGCAACCAAUGUCAGCCAGGCUUCUGGGGCUUCCCAGAGUGUCGCGUCUGUCAGUGCAACGACCACGCCAACAUCUGCGAUCAACAAACGGGAGCCUGCAUCGGAUGCCGAGACCUGACUACCGGUCACCUCUGCGACCGUUGCCAAGACGGCUACUACGGAGACCCACGACUCGGCGUCGGCCUACCCUGCAAGCCUUGCCCUUGUCCUGGAGGACCAGCCAGCGGCUACCAACACGCUGCGACUUGCUACCUUCGCAACAUUGGCAACAACACCCAGGACAUUGUAUGCAAUUGCAACGCCGGAUACCAAGGCGAACGUUGUGCCGAGUGUGCGACUAACCACUGGGGAAGCUCAACAGAAGUCGGUGGCAGUUGCGAAAAGUGCGACUGCAACGGCAACAUCGACAUGUCGGUCCCAGGCAGCUGCGACGCGGCGACUGGAGAGUGCCUCAAGUGCUUACACUACACAGAAGGAGCGCAGUGCGAAAACUGUGUCAGCGGCUUCUAUGGUGACGCCAGACUGAGGUCUUGCCAGCGGUGCGUCUGUAACGAGCUUGGCACAAACUCAACGGCAGGCUCUUGUGACCGCCUCACUGGCCAGUGUCCAUGCUACCAGAAUGUGACUGGAAUGCAGUGUGAUCAGUGCCUUGAGAACCAUUUCAAUUUGGCGAGCGGGGCUGGUUGUGCUGCAUGUGCCUGCGAUCCCAACGGUGUGGUUCCAUCGCACGACGGCUCGCCAACUCUCCAGUGCAAUCUGUUCGACGGAAAAUGCUCCUGCAAGCAGGGCCGCGGCGGCCGGCAGUGCAACGAGUGCGAAGACUUCUAUUGGGGUGAUCCGACGACGGCUGACGGCUGCCAUCGUUGUCAGUGCGAUCCGACCGGCUCAGCCAGUCUCCAAUGUCACCGGAACAACGGCACUUGCGAAUGUCGGCCCGGCUCCGGCGGCGCUCUGUGCAACGAAUGCGCUCGUGGAUUCACUGGUCAGUGGCCUCAUUGCAAGCCCUGCGGCGAAUGCUUCCAUCAAUGGGACAACAUCAUCGUCGCCCUCAAUGCACAGGUUUCAAACGUUUUACUCUCGUUUGCAAAAGUCUAUAAGUAGUGUAGAUCUUUUAAACGGCUUUUCGGAAGGCUAGGCACACUUCAUGGUUGUAACAGGGACGCGCAAGAGGGGUUUUUGUAGCUCGAGACGAGUUUGAAAAAAAAAAAAUGCUUUUUUUAAUGAUUUUUUUUUGUGUCAUCGAAACACUUGAAAAUUACCAAAAGUCAAAAAUUGUUUGAAACUCAUCUUUGUUAAGACUUAGUAAGUUUUUAAUAUUAGAAACUCGGCUUCUCAAGGGCAAUAUUAUUAUGAUGUUAAAAAAAUUUUAAAAAAAAGUUUCGAUUUGCGUUUUCAAACUCUCGAAUAAGCUUUUUUUGAGUUCUGAAAAGUUUAAAGUCGGAAAGCCGUUUUUAAAAAAGACUCAAUUAGGGUUCGAUAUUUGGAAUCACUUUGAACACGGAAUAAUGAUUUUUUCUAUGAUUUAUUAUCAACCAGGUUGAAAAGCUCAUCGACACCGCCAAUAACAUCGAGGACACCGGCGUGGCUUCCGCUUACGAUGAGGACUUUGAGAAGAUGGAAAAGCAACUAACCGAUACGAAGAAAAAGCUUGCUGACGCCAAUAUUAGCAAAGAACAUAUUGAUCAAAUGGAUCGUGAAGUUGGAAUUUUGAAGCAAGCUGUAAGAGGAGAGUCUUUUGUUUGAAAUGGCAGUUCUUUUUUUUUCAGGUAGCAAAUGCUCGCACACGUCUUGAUGGCAUCGAAUCAAAAGUGUCUAACUCAUCGCAAGCCGUCGACUUUGCUCAGGAAGACUUGAAACUGCUGCAAGAAGACGCCGAAAAACUCAGCAACAAAACCUUGGAACUGCAACUGAAGGCCAACCAAAUCAAGGAAGCCGAUGUGAUGGGCGCCUACAACAUCACCAAGGAGUCGGCUUCUAAGUCUUUGGACGCUCAACGGAGAACAGACGCCGCGAUAGGGAAGCUGGCGAUGGCUGAGAAAGACGCGACACAGGCCGGCGAGCUGCUCGAGAAAAAUCGCGACGACUUCGAGAAGCAGUUCUCCGAGAACGAAGCCGCACUCAUCGAGACGUCCAGACAGCUCAACCUUCUCGAAGGUUCGCUGCCAAAACUCAACGCCGAGGUCUGCGGUGCUUCUUCGGCGCCUUGCGACGCCUUGUGCGGCGGCCCCGGCUCGUGUGGCUUUUGCGGAGGGCAGUCUUGCAUGGAGGGUGCGGUGAGCAAAGCCGGCCAAGCACGUAGUUUCGCCAUGGAAGCUGACACCCGACUCAACGAGAAGCAACAAGAAGCGGAAUCGGUUUUUUAACGUCGUUUCCGUUCAUACAAUUUCAAUUUUCAGGUCCUGGGUAUCGUCAGAGAAGUUUUGCUCACUACUUCGGCCGCAAAAAAAGAGGCUGAAGGCGCUUUGGAGGUAAUAUUGUGAAAGAAAAAUAGACAAAAGAAUAAUACGAUGAUUCGAAAAACUCGAUAGCAAAGAAAAUGUUGAAUUAUUGAAGAAAAAUAAUCAUUUUAGCAAGUUUUCGUGACCUCGUAAUACAAAUUUACAGUUAGAAUACUUUCAAGACACUGUUCGAAUUUUUUAAACAGGAAAAGCGAUUUUGACAUCAAGUUUAGAAAUUUGAAAAUUGUGUCCAAUGGAGACUCUUCACAGUGUCGCAAAAUCUUGGUUUCAAAAUAAUUUUUUUCGAAAAUAGCGUUCAACACAGGAUCCGGCCCAAAAUCAAUGCUCCAAUCAGAACUUUGAAAGUCCUAAUCUUCAGUUAAAGGAAAGUAGAGGACAUCAGAUGUCUUUAUUUGGACUUUUGAAGAGUUUUUGUAGAGGUUUCUUGAAAACUUUAAGCUUCCCACUAAAGUCAACUGCCCUAUGAGAAGAAGUUCAAUGAAGGGCAACGUUCCUUUUUUCAGACCGCAAGAUCUGCUGCUCUGAAAGCAAACAGUACCCGAAACGAUCUCGAAAACAUAAUCGACGAAAUGAACGAGUUUUUGAAAUCUGCGAGGUUUUUUUUUUUCAACUUGAACGUAGUUUUCCAAUGCCCUCUCCAGAAGCACUCCCGACCAAAUCAGAAGCCUUGCUGAAGAAGUUUUGACGAAGAAAAUCAGUUUGACGCCCGAACAAAUAACCGAUCUCACAAAAAAGGUUUGUCGGAAAAAAUUUCUUGAUGCAGAGAAAGUGUUCAGAUACGUGAAUCGUUGGCGAAGAUCAACAAUAUUGGCGACAUCCUGGACGAGACACGAGGAAACAGGACACUGGCCUCGGAACUCGAAGUCCGCGCUCGCGAGGCCAGCGCCAGGGCUGAGGCCAUCAAGAACACCACCGACACUGUCCGUGAAGCCCUCAAGAUCGCCGAGGAAGCUCAGCUAUCUGCAUCUGGGGCUAUCUCCGAGGCUGAGGAAAUCACGAAGGCAGCCAAGUCCGCGUUUUUCAUGACGAAAAUUAGAAAAGUUAAAAGGCUCAGGAAUUGGCCGGUUAAGCCUUUUUGCGCCUGCACAUUAGUCACUAGAACUAGACCGUUUAUAAUAAUAAAUAAGGGGCUGUGUAGUAUUGAGUGAAGAGAUUUUGGCCAAAAUUGGCAUGAAAUUAAAAGUUUUAGAAACUGCUUAACAUAAGCAUUAAAAUUCUCCAACAGCCUUUUUUGUGUUUAGUAAAACUUACUGGAGCGAAUUCCAAAAUCGUGAUAAACAAAAACUUAAAAGGCCACUUUCCAGUUCAAAUUCAGUAGAAAAAAUAUUUCAGGGCUGAUCUCGAAGAGGCGAGAAAUGAGACGAAAACGACGGAAGCAAGAGCACGUGAGGCUAACAGCACGUUGGCGGGGCUCGAGUCGAUGAUGGGCGACGUGAAAGUCCAGUACCUGCAGAUCUCGGAGUCGGCGAAAAACGCGCUGCUCACCGUUGACAACGCCCUUCAUGCUGCCUCGGUCGCCGAACAACGCAACAAGCAACUAAAUGUCCGUCAUUACAAGCGAACUUAUUUUUCUUUUUUGUUCAAAGUUUACAAUGGAAUCUCAGAAAUACAUGUACUAUUGACUGGUUAGGAGCACUUUUUACACCUUCUGGGCAUAUUUCAGUUAAUUUUCCUGAAAUGCCGACUUGAUUUCGAAGCUUUUUGAAAAAUUUGAGAAAAAGAAAAUCUAUUUUCAGGCGGAUAUCGAACGAGCCAACGAGUUGCUCCUUAAACGAACCCAAGGCAACGAGGCUCCGCAGAAAAGAGCCGAGAAACUUCGCGAACGGGCCGCCAAGCUGCUCUAUCACGCUCAGCACUACAGCGAGGAUAUCAAUUGUACGUUUUGAACAUGGUUUCCCUGAAAUGAGAGAAGUUGAUAAUGCACAACCUUAAUAAAAGUUCUAAUAACACAAAAACCGUUGUGUCAAAUUAGCAAUUAACUUGCAUUCCUGUGAAAAGUUUGGCUUAAUUGAAAACAAACUGUAGAAAAGCCAAAAUUGCAGCGCUGUCGAAAGAUGCAUCGGACGUGCGUCUGGAUGACUACCAACAGGUCUUGGAUGAUCUCAACGCUCGGCUCGAGCGUGUGACCAGAGACAUCCACGAGAAAACCGACUUCCACGCGACCUGUGGAUAA